Molecule: messenger RNA, 1242 nt
Organism: Clonostachys rhizophaga
Lineage: Eukaryota; Fungi; Ascomycota; Sordariomycetes; Hypocreales; Bionectriaceae
Source: the annotation of a GenBank genome assembly
AUGCCUGUCAAGACCGCCACCUUCACGGACUUGGAACCGAGGGUCGCCGUGAAGAAGAGCCGUGUUUUCCGAAGAUCUCGAGGAGGGUGUCGAAAUUGCAAGUUACGAAAGAUCAAGGUAGGUCCCAUCUCAAGCCACGGCUCAAAUUUACCGCCUAACCCGUCAAGUGUGAUCAAGCCAAACCGCAGUGUCGAUGCUGUCUAUCAUUUGGCGUCUAUCCCGGACCUGUUGCCUUCCAAGGAGGCGCACUCCCAGUGGUUUGGAACAACAUAUGACACAACGCCGCCGGCAAAGGCCCCAAUUCCACCUCUGAAGCAACGUGUAUCUAGCCAAGUUGCGUCUAGGACGUCGUCCGUCACCAUCGAACUAGAUGCUAGGUCGAUGAGAAUGAUAACCCGGUUUUACGAGGAAAUUAAAGCGAGGUUUGAAUUUCCAGCCAAGGAUGUCUUGCAAUUCACACAAAGUUAUCCCUUUUUGAUGCAUGCGACGUUGGCAUUGUCUCUCGCUCACGACCGUUCUCUUACCUCGGCAAGCAAACCCAACCAAGGUAGAACUGUACGCGAGAUGAAGCACUUUCUCCAAUGCACGACGUUGUUUCAACGCCACCUACGCGAAGGUAUCCAUCCAAUAGACCGGGAUCCGAUAUGGGCCACAGCGUCAUGGCUUAGCAUACUAUUAUUCCUAGCCAUCGACGAGCACGACCCUUCCAAAGCAUGGCCAUUCAAAGGGUCCGAAACAGCAGACAUGGACUGGCUACGCAUGGGUGAUACAAAGUGGAAGCUCUAUCAACUCACCAACCCCCAUCGGCCGGAGAGCAUUUUUUAUCCCAUCUCAAACCUUUAUUCACAGAUGCGUACAAACAUCGCAGCCAGCGGAAUCAACACCGUCUCCCCAUCUCUGUAUGAAGUGUGCGGUCUCGACGGAUCAAGCCGAUAUGAUACGAACCCGUACUUCCAAGCGGCUCAAACAGUAACUAACUUGAAGAACUUUGAGCCUUCGAACGUCCCGAUGCCCGCAGCCAUGUCAUUUAUCACGCAUGGACACCCCGAUUUCAAAGUUCUUCUGCUAAAGAAAGACCCCGUGGCCUUGUUGCUACUUGCCUUGUGGUACAGCAGGGUGAGAGAGUCUGUCUGGUGGAUUAAUCUUCGGGCUAUGACGGAGCUCGAGGCUAUAUGCUUGUAUCUACGGAAGCACUAUAGCCACGACGUUUUGAUUAUGGAACAUUUACCAUCGGAUUAUUGA